Molecule: messenger RNA, 594 nt
Organism: Striga asiatica
Lineage: Eukaryota; Viridiplantae; Streptophyta; Magnoliopsida; Lamiales; Orobanchaceae
Source: the annotation of a GenBank genome assembly
AUGGCACAAUCGUCCAAAGAAUCUGCCAAAAACAACCCUGGACUCCAAACUUUUGUCGACAGAGCUACUAAAAGCUAUUUCUUGCAUCAUACUGUGAGCUUAAUUUCUAAUGUUUCAAGACAUAUGGUUCGGAUAAAGGACCCAAGAGUGAGUCUCGAUUUCUACUCUAGGAUUAUGGGCAUGUCGUUGCUUAAAAGGCUCGAUUUCGCAGAUCUGCGGAUAAGCAAUUACUAUAUGGGAUACGAGGACACAUCAAGGGCCCCAAUUGAUCCCCUUAGGCGUACGGCUUGGGCUUUCAGUCAGAGAGGUGUAAUUGAGCUUACACACAUGUGGGGCACAGAAACAGACCGUAAUUUCACAGGUUAUCACAAUGGAAACACAGAACCACUUGGUUAUGGGCACAUAGGCAUAAACGUGGGUCACGUGCAAAAAGCAAUCAAUAGGUUCGAAAGUUUGGGAGUGCAGUUUGUACAGAGAAUUCGCAGUGGUAAUAGGGACAGCGUAGCAUUUAUCCAGGAUCCUGAUGGCUACUGGAUUGAAAUCUUUGACACUAUAUCAGCUGUCCAGACAGCUAUUGAUAAUAAUUCAAUCUGA